Molecule: messenger RNA, 1839 nt
Organism: Monosiga brevicollis MX1
Lineage: Eukaryota; Choanoflagellata; Craspedida; Salpingoecidae
Exons: 13
Coding region: 1-1839 (612 amino acids)
Biological process (GO): protein processing
Cellular component (GO): nucleus; membrane
Molecular function (GO): aspartic endopeptidase activity, intramembrane cleaving
Source: RefSeq, a predicted model, not a curated record
AUGAUGAUGAUGAACUGUCUCUCUCUCUCUCUCUCGCUUUCCUCUCUCUCUCUCUCUCUCUCUCUCUCAAUUCAUUCUCUCUCUCUCUCUCUUCUACUACUCUCUACUUUGCUCUUUACUUCUCUCUUCUCAAACCAAUUCAUCUCUCUCCUCUCUCUCUCUCUCUCCUCUCUCUGUUUCUUAACAGGUGUUGUAAACACGAUGAUUCGGAAUGAAAACAAAAGAAUUCUUCACACACAAAGAGAGAGAGAGAGAGAGAGAGAGAAACGGCAGCGCUGGCUGGCCUCUCUCUCUCUCUCUCUCUCUCUCUCUCUCUCUCACUCUGAGUCCGCUUUGCUCCGUCGGGACCGGUCGAUCAUGGCUGGUGACGGAUCCGAGGCCCCCGAGGUGGCCUCCACAAACUCGGGCGAUCCGCUGAUUGAGCACGACCGCCGCACAACUCAGGAUGACGGACGCCGCGCCACACGUCCCCUGGACGCCAACGUUCACGAGCGACUUUUGAGUGCAGGCCGUGAGAACUCGGUCAACUACACUGCUGAAGAACGUGAGGCUCGCAUUCGCGCUCGCCAGGAAGAGGCGGCGCGACGAGAGCUUGAGCUAGACCUCAAAUAUGAUGCCGAAUCCGUGUUGGCCCUGAUCAAGCCCGUAUCUGCGUGCAUGAUCGUGGUCAUUGCCACCAUCCGUUCAAUCACCUAUUUCAGCCAGAAUGAUACCCAGUUUGCAUACACGCCCUUUGAAAGCAACGGUGGUGCCGGUGAAAGCAGUGGCGAGCGCUUUGGUGGCGCCGUCCUCAACGCCCUCAUUGUCGUCGGUAUCGUCAUCGUGAUGACCUUUAUCCUUGUCAUGCUCUACAUUUACGAAUACUACAAGAUCAUCUAUGGUUGGCUAGCCCUCUCGGCCUUGCUCCUCCUGUACUUUUUCAGCUACCAAUACAUUGAGUGCGUCAUGUGCACCCGCCGACAAGUGCUGAUUGCUCACAACGCCAGCAUCGAUUGGAUCACCAUGGCCUUUAUCAUAUGGAACUUUGGCACGGUUGGCUUUAUAGCCAUCUUUUGGCGCUCUCCGCUAGCCGUGCAGCAGGUCUACUUGGUGAUCGUCUCGGCUCUCAUGGCGCUGGUGCUCAUCAAGAACCUUCCCGACUGGACGACAUGGGUGCUGUUGGCAGCCAUCGCCAUUUAUGAUCUCUUUGCCGUGCUCUCCCCCUGCGGUCCACUCAAGUGUCUCGUCGAGGUGGCCCAGGAGCGGAACCAGCCCCUUUUCCCCUCGCUCAUCUACUCCAGUACCAUGAUGUGGACCGUGACAAUGGCAGAUGUGGGCGAUUCCAGCUCCAACUCGGCCACCAUCGAGAGCCAGCCCAGAGUGGCUGACGGUGGUGCCUCCACCCGCGGCACAGAAAUGACCAGCAUGAGCAGCCAACCGCGAGCUCGUCAAGGCAGCCGCGCCGAUAGCGAGGCCGAUGAUGGUGCACGAGACAUUAGCACAUUCGCGGCCCCGCGCGGCGAAACUCGCUCCACCAACCAAGCUGCACCUGCCUCGCAACCGAGCUUUCAGCCCGACGAUGAAGACGACUCGGGAGUCAAGCUGGGAUUGGGUGACUUUAUUUUUUACAGCGUCCUGGUCGGCAAGGCAGCUACGGCCCACGAGUGGACCACGAUUCUGGCCUGCUAUGUGGCCAUUCUUAUCGGUCUGGCCUGCACGCUACUGUUGCUCAGCAUUUUCAAGAAGGCACUGCCAGCGCUGCCCAUCAGUAUUUUCUUUGGCCUCUGCUUCUUCUUCCUGACCUCUGAGGUUUUGGAUCCCCUCAUUGACCGCUUGAACGAGCGCCAAAUCUUCUUGUGA